AUGUCCUCUCAACCAUUUACGAAGAAAGUUAUCGCUCUCACAGGCUCAGCUUCCGGCAUCGGCCUCGAAACAGCAAAGUUACUUGCAAGUCGUGGAGCGAGAUUGUCACUUGCAGAUAUCCAAGAAGACAAAUUGAAGGAACUUCAAGCGCAGCUGGAAUCAGAGUACCAUGUGGACGUGAUUAUCACUAAGGUCGAUGUAAGAAAGUUCGAAGAGGUGGAAGCAUGGAUUAACAAGACCAUAGACAACUUCGGAACGCUAGAUGGCUCAGCCAAUCUGGCUGGUGUUGCUCCGAAGUCUAUUGGACUGAAAGGCAUCGUCGAACAAGACUUGGACGAGUGGGAGUUUGUCUUGGGAGUCAAUUUGACCGGGACAAUGAACUGUUUAAAGGCUCAGCUGAAAGUAAUGGCUAGCAACGGCUCAAUCGUGAACGCUUCCUCAAUUCGGGGAACAUCUGGAGCAGCAAACAAUGCCUCUUAUUCUUCGGCUAAGCAUGGGAUCAUCGGGCUCACAAGAACGGCAGCAAAGGAAGUAGGUGGGAAAGGAAUUAGAGUGAAUGCAAUUUGUCCGGGCCGUAUUUCAACACCAAUGCUAAAGACUGCGGAAAACUUGAUUGGUCUUCACCUGCAGCCUGGAACUGCAAAUUACCCACCAAUUGCACUGGGGAGAGACGGAGAAGCUAAGGAAGUUGCUCAGCUGGUCGCAUUUCUGUUGAGUGAUGAGUCGAUGUACAUCUCAGGAGCUGACAUUAGCAUUGAUGGCGGAUGGAAAUGUUAGACGAAGUAGAUGACCGAGCUAGUUGUGUGCUCUCGCUCGAGAUGUUCAUGAGGAAGAACAGCUUGUAAUCUAGAAUCUUACUUCCGAGCUCUACACUCUUUUAGUGAACUCCAUCAUUAAAAUUGAGAUGUCAAGUUUUGUGGAUUGCUGCCAGUGAAAGACCAUAUUCUGCCCCUG
Botrytis deweyae is the source of this 954-nucleotide messenger RNA. RefSeq lists its product as uncharacterized. NCBI's taxonomy places the organism in Eukaryota, Fungi, Ascomycota, Leotiomycetes, Helotiales, Sclerotiniaceae. The record is from RefSeq and is a predicted model, not a curated record. The transcript is spliced from 2 exons. Bases 1 to 777 code for a protein of 258 amino acids. Gene Ontology annotation, molecular function: oxidoreductase activity.